AUGGCUUCCGUCGGCUCCCCGCCCGCCCCCGAACUCCUAAAGGCAGUUCGUAACGAGCACAACAAGCCCUCCGUGUUCCGGCACCUCCUCAUCAUCCGCCUACUCAACGCUUGGUGGGUCCUCACCUUUUUCCAGCCCGAUGAAUAUUUUCAGGCUCUCGAGCCCGCUUGGCGUAUGGCCUUUGGAGAGGGGAGCAGUGCAUGGAUUACAUGGGAAUGGAGAUAUCAACUCCGCUCCUCUUUGCAUCCUGCUCUCUUCGCUGGUGUGUACGCCCUCGCGGACAUUGUGGCCCGGCCUCUCCCCGCUGCUGCUCAAUCAUGGCUUCUCCUCCUGGCUCCAAAGGCCAUCCAGGCGUUCUUCGCUGCGGCCGGUGACUGGUAUACAUGGCAGCUCGCCGUCAAGAUCUACGGCGCGGACAGUUCCAUCUCGUGGUUCGCUCUUUUCAUGAGCAUGUUCAGCCCCUUUCAAUGGUACUGCUCAACACGAACCUUCUCCAACUCAUUGGAGACCACACUCACCAUCAUGGCCCUCAACUACUGGCCAUGGGAGCUCCUCGGUGAGAGCAAGGCUGUAAAAGAGAACCCCAAAGCAGCCCAGUCCAUCUUAAAAACCCCCGGAACUCUCAAUAGCCUUCGCCUAUCGCUUGUACUUGCCGCCACCGCGGUCCUCCUCCGCCCGACAAAUAUCCUAAUUUGGGCUACGGUCGCAGCUGUGACUCUCGGUCGGUCCUUCUUUGCCCGUUCAGUUCUCACGUCCGGCACCAUCUUCAUUCUAAUCCGCGAGGCUUUCCUUUGCGGCGCGCUUGCCCUCUCUCUCUCCCUCGCCUCCGACCGCCUCUAUUUUGGCGAAUGGACCUUUCCGCCCUACAAAUGGCUCUACUUCAACAUUUCCCAGUCUCUGGCAGUGUUCUAUGGCCAUAAUGACUGGCACUACUACCUCUCUCAAGGGCUGCCUCUGCUAUCAAUGGCUUACCUUCCCUUCGUCCUCAUGUCCCUCUACAAGCCCCCCUCGACACCUUCAAAAGUCCGCUCCUUGACUAUCAAAACCUUGUCAGCGAUAGUCUAUGUGACGAUAGCAUCCCUCUCCAUCAUUUCCCACAAAGAAGUCCGCUUCAUCUACCCUCUUCUUCCUGUUCUCCAUAUCCUCGCCGCGGCGCCCUUGGCCUCCUUCUUGACAACCAUGCCCCCGCAGAGCUCCAAAACCCCUCUCCCGAGGCCCCGUCUCCGUCACAAGAAGCUUUUAACUACUGCCUUGUGCUUCCAUGCCCUCGUGUCCUUCUUCCUGACCCUCCUUCACCAACCCGCGCCCCUGACAGUCCUAUCCUACCUCAGAAACAGCUACGCUCGCCUCCACCCAGACUCUUCGCCUUCGGCCCCGGCAUCGACAAACUCCUCAUCUGAAGAGCUCUUUGCCCUCUUUCUGACUCCUUGCCAUACGACUCCCUGGCGCUCGCACCUUCACUACCCUUCCCUCCGCGCCCGCGCGCUAACGUGCGAGCCCCCACUGCACACCGCACCAGACACCCCAGAACGGCUCAACUACCGCGAUGAGGCGGACCGCUUCUUCGACGACCCCCAGCUCUUCAUGUCCACCGAACUGUGGCCGUCGACAGAAACAGCGGCAGCUUCGCCGGGGAAGACCGCAGGCGAAGAGAUCCCCCGCUACCUCGUCGGCUUCGAAGGCAUCGAGCCCUGGCUCCAGGAAUUCUUCGACGGCCCCGCCGGCAAGGCGUUCGGCGUCCGGCCCACCCGCGUCCGGCAGCUGUGGAACGGCUUCUUCAAUGAGGAUUCGCGCCGGCGCGGCAAGCUUGUCGUCUGGGAUACAGGGCUGUAUACCACCAAGUCUUAG
Colletotrichum truncatum is the source of this 1848-nucleotide messenger RNA. Its product is annotated as GPI mannosyltransferase 3. Gene Ontology annotation, cellular component: endoplasmic reticulum membrane. Lineage: Eukaryota; Fungi; Ascomycota; Sordariomycetes; Glomerellales; Glomerellaceae. The record is from RefSeq and is a predicted model, not a curated record. Gene Ontology annotation, biological process: GPI anchor biosynthetic process. Gene Ontology annotation, molecular function: alpha-1,2-mannosyltransferase activity.